AUGGCUGCUCCGCCAGCCUCCUCCGUCCUCGCCAUCUGGCGCGAGACGGCACGUGAGAAGAAGGUUAGCGUCGUGGUGCUUCUUGCGCUCGGACUGUGCUCCCUGUAUAGGUACCUCAACAGUGAACCGGAUAGCGCAGGGAAGGACGGCACGGCAGCCAAGGCGGCCGACACGCCGCCGUCGUCGAGCGAUGGGCGCGAAGACUCUCUCACAGGGGACGCGGCAGCCGAUAUGCGCGUGGCGGCGACGCACUACGGCCGGGAGUACCAGGACCGCGUGAAGGCGACGACGGCCGUGCCGAGGGCUGCGUCGAAGGCGCGCCCCUUCAUCGGCUUCUCGCUCGCCGACAACAUCGUGGACGGGGCGUUGGUGGUGGACGGCGUGUUCGUGGGCGGGCCGGCGGACCAGACCGGCGUGGACAUCGACCACGAGCUGGUGUCCAUCAACAACGAGCCGGCGACGAGCAUCGCGGAGGUGCGGCAGCUGGUGGAGAAGCACUGCCGGCCCGGGCAGGUGACCCGCAUGAAGCUGCGCAAGGAGGACGAGGGCUGCGAGUACGAGGUGAUGCUGUGGGUCAUGACGAGCGAUGAGAGGUACCGCGGCCGGCCCUACUUCUUCGACACGACGACGAACGAGGUGCGCCAGAGCGAGCGGCUGAAGCAGGCAUGGCGGCCGGGUGACUCGCCCGUGAAGUAG
Leptomonas pyrrhocoris is the source of this 696-nucleotide messenger RNA. RefSeq lists its product as hypothetical. Gene Ontology annotation, molecular function: protein binding. The transcript has a single exon. Bases 1 to 696 code for a protein of 231 amino acids. NCBI's taxonomy places the organism in Eukaryota, Euglenozoa, Kinetoplastea, Trypanosomatida, Trypanosomatidae. The record is from RefSeq and is a predicted model, not a curated record.